AACAAAGAAAAGGAUAAGUUUAUAACAACCCUUCUUUCUUUCUUUCCCUUUUCUUCCACCCUUUUGUCCCAUCUCUCAUUUAAAGCAUCAACAAUCCACACAAUUUUCAUUUCAAACUCUUUCAAAUUCUUUCAAGAAUCAAAGAAAGAUCAUAAAGUUCAAAUCUUUUUCACCUAAAAAGCUGAAGAAGAUGGAGAUGAUGUAUUACCCACUUGGCAGGUCUUCUUAUGAAGAUUCUUUGAAGGUUAUUGAGGCUGAUAUUCAACAUGCUAAUGCUUUGGCUGCUGCAAUUCCUAGAGCCAAAGAUGGUGCGCGGUUUCAAAUGAAACUAGUUCACGAUCAGUUGACACCUCUAAUUAUGUUCUUGUUACAAUGGAUCGAUUCUUCUUGUGCGUGUCUCCUGCCUAGAUACUUGAAUCUUUUCCACGUUAUUAUCUAUAAGGUAUAUACUGACGGGAGACCGAAGAUUUCUAGACAUGGAAGGAAGGCGACUGUCAAUGACUUUUAUGCCAUCAUACUACCUUCUCUUAGAAGGCUGCAUUACGACUUGGUGGAACUCGAUAACGGGCCUAAAGAAGAGAGCCCAAAGUUGCAAAUAUCGGGCCCAAAAAAACUCGAAAAGGACGAAAAGUUCACCAACAUUGAUUUGGAACGAGAAGAUGAAUGCGGGAUUUGCUUAGAACCUUGCACCAAAAUCGUCUUGCCUAAUUGCUGCCACGCAAUGUGCAUCAACUGUUACCGCGAUUGGAACUCGAGACAAGCGUCAUGCCCGUUUUGUCGGGGUAAUAUAAAGAGAGUAAAGUCACGAGAUUUAUGGGUUCUCACAUGCAACGAUGACGUCAUAGACGCCGAUCUCGUUUCAAAAGAGGAUUUGGUUCGUUUCUAUUUAUACAUCAAUAAUCUACCUAAAGAUUCGCCAGAUGCCCUUUUCUUUAUGUUUUACGAGUAUCUAAUAUAACAUCAACAAACUAGAGAAUUCGAUGUAUAGAGGGCAAAACGUUCGAAAAAAAAAAAAAAAAACAAAAAAGCCGACCCUUAGAAUGUAAAUAGAGGUCGGUUUUAAUUGUAAGUAUAUUUCUUCCAAAUUGUUAACAUGAAAUAAAUACAAGCUUGUUUAUUACUA
Helianthus annuus (common sunflower) is the source of this 1123-nucleotide messenger RNA. Its product is annotated as E3 ubiquitin-protein ligase AIRP2. The record is from RefSeq and is a predicted model, not a curated record. The transcript is spliced from 5 exons. Gene Ontology annotation, biological process: protein ubiquitination. Gene Ontology annotation, molecular function: ubiquitin protein ligase activity. Bases 191 to 958 code for a protein of 255 amino acids. Lineage: Eukaryota; Viridiplantae; Streptophyta; Magnoliopsida; Asterales; Asteraceae.